GGCGCCAUCACGGCGGAGGAGGCGCAGCGCUCGAGCGCCCUGAACAUCGUGGGCAUGGUGGGAUCCAUCGACAACGACUUCUGCGGCACCGACAUGACCAUCGGCACCGACUCGGCGCUGCACCGCAUCAUCGAGAUCGUGGACGCCAUCACCACCACGGCCCAGAGCCACCAGAGGACCUUUGUCCUGGAGGUGAUGGGGCGUCACUGUGGGUACCUGGCCCUCAUCACCGCCCUGGCCUGCGGGGCCGACUGGGUCUUCAUCCCCGAGUCCCCCCCCGAGGACGACUGGGAGGACCAUCUGUGCCGGAGGCUGACGGAGACCCGGGACGGCGGCUCCCGGCUGAACAUCAUCAUCGUGGCCGAGGGGGCCAUCGACAAGCACGGCAAGGCCAUCACGUCCGACGACAUCAAAUCCCUGGUGGUGAAGCGCCUGGGCUACGACACCCGGGUCACCAUCCUGGGCCACGUCCAGCGUGGUGGGACCCCCUCGGCCUUCGACCGCAUCCUGGGCAGCAGGAUGGGGGUGGAGGCCGUCAUGGCCCUGCUGGAGGCGACCCCCGAGACCCCCGCCUGUGUGGUGAGCCUGUCGGGCAACCAGGCCGUGCGCCUGCCCCUCAUGGAGUGUGUGCAGGUGACCAAGGACGUGACGAAGGCCAUGAACGAGGGGCGCUUCGAGGAGGCCGUGAAGCUGCGGGGCCGGAGCUUCGAGAACAACUGGGAAGUGUACAAGCUGCUGGCCCACAUCCGCCCCCCGGCCACCAAGAGCGGGUACACCCUGGCCGUGCUGAACGUGGGGGCCCCGGCGGCGGGGAUGAACGCGGCCGUGCGCUCCACCGUCCGCAUCGGGCUCAUCCACGGCCACCGCAUGCUGGCCGUGCACGACGGCUUCGAGGGGCUCGCCCUCGGCAUGGUGGAGGAGAUCAACUGGAACCGGGUCGGGGCCUGGACGGGCCUGGGGGGAUCCAAACUGGGCACCAAGAGGACUUUGCCCAAGAAAUACUUGGAGGAAAUCAGCGCCAACAUCAGCAAGUUCGGGAUCCACGGGCUCGUCGUCAUCGGGGGCUUCGAGGCGUUCACGGGCAGCCUGGAGCUGGUGGAGGGGCGGGCACGGUACGAGGAGCUCUGCGUCCCCCUCUGCGUCAUCCCGGCCACCGUCUCCAACAACGUGCCCGGCUCCGACUUCAGCAUCGGCGCCGACACCGCGCUCAACACCAUCACCACCACGUGUGACCGCAUCAAGCAGUCGGCGGCGGGGACCAAGCGCCGCGUCUUCAUCAUCGAGACCAUGGGCGGCUUCUGCGGCUACUUGGCCACCAUGGCGGGGCUGGCGGCCGGCGCCGACGCCGCCUACAUCUACGAGGAGCCCUUCAACAUCCGCGACCUGCAGGUCAACGUGGAGCACCUGACGGAGAAGAUGAAGACCACGGUGCAGAGGGGGCUGGUGCUCAGGAACGAGCGGUGCAACGAGAACUACACCACGGACUUCAUCUACAGCCUCUACUCCGAGGAGGGCAAGGGCAUCUUCGACUGCAGGCAGAACGUCCUGGGGCACAUGCAGCAGGGGGGCAGCCCCACGCCCUUCGACAGGAACUUCGGCACCAAGAUGGGCGCCAAGGCCGUGGCCUGGAUCACCGGCAAGAUCAAGGAGUGUUCCCGCCACGGUGGGUGCCCCCCCUGGGGCUGCCUGGAGGAUCUGGGGGGCAGGGAGGGGGGUUCCCACUCUUCCCCACAGCCAAAGGCAGCCCCCAGCCCUUGCCCGGUGCACCGCCUCCCCAAGGAGCAGUGGUGGCUGAAGCUGCGGCCCAUCCUGAAGAUCCUGGCCAAGUACCACACGGAGCUGGACACCUCGGACACGGCCCACAUGGAGCACCUGAGCCGCAAGAUCCCCGUGCCCAGCGUGUGACCCCCCCCCGGGCCACCCCCCGGAGCCUCGGGAACCCUCGGGAACCUUCUGGAACCCUCUGGGAAGCGGGACCCUCGGGGUCGGCUUUUUGGGGGGCUUUUAGGGGCUUUUGGGAGGGAAAAGGGGUCCUGUGGGAGGGCAGGGUGGGCACUUCAGUGGGAAACCCCCCGGAAUUGGGAUGCUUUAAUAAACUCCCCCCUAAAUCGUGUGACACCCCCCUGUCCCUGUGCCACCCCCUGGAGCCUCUGGAACCCUCUGGAAAGCAGGACCCUCGGGGUCGGCUUU
Pipra filicauda (Wire-tailed manakin) is the source of this 2190-nucleotide messenger RNA. Its product is annotated as ATP-dependent 6-phosphofructokinase, muscle type-like. The coding region runs from base 55 to 1905 and encodes 616 amino acids. Gene Ontology annotation, cellular component: 6-phosphofructokinase complex; cytoplasm; membrane. Gene Ontology annotation, biological process: fructose 6-phosphate metabolic process; canonical glycolysis; fructose 1,6-bisphosphate metabolic process. The transcript has 17 exons. The record is from RefSeq and is a predicted model, not a curated record. Lineage: Eukaryota; Metazoa; Chordata; Aves; Passeriformes; Pipridae. Gene Ontology annotation, molecular function: monosaccharide binding; AMP binding; 6-phosphofructokinase activity.